GCUGAGGGAGGCAGGCAGGGAGGGAGAGGCCAGACUAGACCAGCCAGAGGAGAAAGGGAGCGGUGGAUUUUUUUUUUUAUUAUAUAUAUAUUUUUUAAUGUAAAUUACAAAUAACUGUGUUUAGCACAAAUCCCCACCUGUUGUUUUGAGAGAGAUGCUGCACGGGAAUCACAGGGGAAGAUCCGCUAUCCAGUAAAUGUGCAGCGACCGAUACAUUUUUUUUUUUUUUUUUUUUUUUUUUUUUGCUAGCCUCCUAGCUAGGAAUGAGUGUAGGACGCUAGCUGGCUUCUUAGCUAGUGCAUUCACAUGGACGCCAAAAUGGAAGGAACUAUGAACGCGCUUUAUAUCUCACUUUAGCUAACAAGCCUUUAACGAGGUGUUGGCGAACAAUUUUUUUUAUUCGUCUGUAGCCUUUAUUUUUGUUGUUUUACACUAUGUGUACUUAAGCGGCGGCACUGCGCAAACUCUAAAUCCAACUCGAACCUAGAUGGAGCAGGGGCGUUUUGGUUUUAGCUAGCUAGCUAGCGUAGCAUAGCAUUGCUAGCUGGCCUGGCAAGAUACAUUCAGAGCACAAAGAGCAAAAAAAAAAAAAGUAGUCGCACUACUUUUUAAACCGGUUUCACAGUAUUUAAGGUGCUUAUUGGGUGGAAAUUUAGAGCGGGUUUGUUUAACAGCCAGCUGUUUGCUUGCUUUAUGUUGGGAAGCAGAUAAAGCUAGCUAGAUAGCUAGCCGAGGUUGGCUCAGUGUUUUUAGCGCCCAGUCCCCAAUGAAGGAGUACAAAGUGGUGGUGUUGGGCAGCGGCGGCGUGGGCAAGUCCGCCCUGACCGUGCAGUUUGUCACCGGCACUUUCAUAGAGAAAUACGACCCGACCAUUGAGGAUUUCUAUCGGAAAGAGAUCGAGGUAGACUCGUCCCCUUCGGUUCUGGAGAUUCUGGACACCGCCGGAACCGAGCAGUUCGCGUCCAUGAGAGAUCUUUAUAUAAAGAACGGCCAAGGUUUCAUCUUAGUCUACAGUCUUGUAAAUCAGCAGUCAUUUCAGGACAUCAGACCGAUGCGUGACCAGAUAGUCCGAGUGAAGCGCUUUGAGAAGGUUCCCCUCAUCCUGGUGGGCAAUAAGGUGGACCUGGAAUCCGAGCGGGAAGUCGCCGGGUCCGACGGCCGAGCCCUGGCGCAAGAGUGGGGCUGCCCUUUCAUCGAGACCUCGGCUAAGAGCAAGACCAUGGUGGACGAGCUCUUUGCUGAGAUCGUGAGGCAGAUGAACUAUGCCACUUUGCCUGAGAAACAGGAGCAGUGCUGCACGGCGUGUGUGAUGCAGUGAGGUCCCUGGCCUUACCGCACACUCCACAGCCACAGCACCUGUUAGGAGGCCCUUUUGAACCAGUGUCUGCUUCAGUGAUGUUUUGACCCCAUGAGCCACACCAGUGUCACUGAGCCGUCUGAACUCUGACUGAUGAGGUCACCUGACAAGCCUGGGUUUUGCUGCAGCGUAAAGCAGGGACUUUGAAAUCUCUGACUUUCAUCUGUGUCUGUAUUGUAGAGCACAUAUAUAAUACAGUAUAUAUACAGUAUACUGGGUGUUUUUUGGGAACUGCAUGAUAAGCAUCAGUGGGAGGGCAGAGGACUUUGGAAACAGGGCCAAAUGUGACAGGGCUAUUAAUAUCUAUUUUCUUAGAGGGGGAACUACAUCAUGUAUGAGCAGGAUUUCUGCGAACUGUAAAAUGCUGACGGUGCUCAGUUGUACAUCCCCAGGAUUUCUUUUUAACAUUUUAUGUUUGAUAUCUACUUUUAAAGUGAUAAUAGCCAUUACGGAGGUUGGAAGCCUGGACCAUCUAACUUUUUGCUUUUCUUCUGUUUUUUUUAAGACUACAGUAUGUAUUGCGCCCCCCCCCCCCCCCCCCCCCCUUACUCAUAAUAGUAUAUUUAUUAAAAUGUUUAAUUACAAAGAUGGAUGCAUAUUGAAUUUUUAUGUUCCAUUGGCCUUUUUGCUUUUUGUGACAGUAUGCAUUGUUUCUGAAAUGGAGCAUUAAUGACGCCUUAAAUGAUUACAGUUUCAAACUUGUGUGUGGA
Molecule: messenger RNA, 2067 nt
Organism: Ictalurus punctatus (channel catfish)
Lineage: Eukaryota; Metazoa; Chordata; Actinopteri; Siluriformes; Ictaluridae
Gene: rap2c
Product: RAP2C, member of RAS oncogene family
Exons: 3
Coding region: 767-1318 (183 amino acids)
Biological process (GO): Rap protein signal transduction; negative regulation of cell migration
Cellular component (GO): plasma membrane
Molecular function (GO): GTPase activity; GTP binding; GDP binding
Source: RefSeq, a predicted model, not a curated record